UUCUUCAAAUAUUAUAAACCAUCAACUAAGCCAAAAUGUCGUUUGGAUCUCAGACCAGAUCUUCGUCCUUCCCCCACUGCACCGCCCCCUACCUUGCUGGGAGCGAGUCCCCUCAUCUCUCUUAUUUGUCUCUCCGCCUUCGACCUAACCGCCACCGUAGCCAUCUUCUCCGGACAAGCACUACAGUGGGUCAGCUUCUUUCCAUGCAAAAGUCUCAGAAUGUAUUCACAAAUCAUUGGCAACACUUUGUGCAAGAAAAAUUCUGAAAUUAUUUUUUCUCUAUCUUGCUUCUGCCACCAUGGAUCUCAGUUUGUUCCAUCACAGUAUCGAUCAAUAUUCUCAACAGCGCAGCUACAAAGUUCAUGGGUGAACAAGAUCAAAGGAGUCUUCACUGGCCAAAAGAGCUCUCAAGAAGGAGCUCAAAUCAGCUCCGAGUCAUUCACUCUUCUCCGUUUUGCGGAGGAGUUGAGUAAAACAAGAAAAGUAGGGGCCUUUAAGCAGUAUAUAGUAGGUAGAAGCAGUGAAGCGACAUUUGCUGAGGCUUUUGAGAAACAAGAAGCUGUAAUUCGAUGUCUUGGAGGGUUUGAUCCCACUGGUGAUAAUCUCCAACUCAGUCAUAAGAAAGAGGCAGCAAAACUCUGUAAUUGCACAAUUACUGAUGUUGAGAAUGCUCUGGCAAAGUUUACAUGGGCUAAAGAAGCACAAAGGAAGAUAGAAAGUUUACAAAAAGAAGGGAAGCCAAUGCCAAAGAGUCUUGCUGAGGUGCAAAAGCUGAUGGGAUCUACACCAUUAGAUAUUGCCAAGUCUAAUUUGGCCAAGAGUGGACAAAUAAGUAGGAAUGCCCUUUGCCCAUGUGGUUCUAAGAAGAGAUAUAAAUGGUGCUGCGGGAAGAAUUAAGGUGAUUGAAGACGUUUACAGCUCUUUAGAAGGUCCGUACUCUAACUAGCAUGAAAUGGAGAUUUUGAUAGAUGCCUGGAACUCCUAGAAUCAACUUUGAGAUUUCAGAUGGUUUUUCCUAAGCAGAUUUGUGACCAGAUGGUCAGAAUUGCUGAACCUUGAUUUGUUACUUCUCCUUUAUACUUUCAUUUGUAAUAAAGCUAGGUGAAGCAUGUUUGAGAAUAAAUUCUCAAUUGCCAGAUUUUUAAUUCUCAUUUUUUUUCAAUCAUCACGUGCCAUCUGUAUUUCUUCCACAUUGUGUGGCAACUCUCUUUUGGCAGUACCCGAGUUGUGGCACUACUGCAAUGAACCAGCCAAUUUUCCUGAAAAUGGCUUCACAAUUUGAUUUUAAGGUAUCUUUUUUCUAUGAAUGUUUAGCUAUUCAGUUUA
Messenger RNA from Humulus lupulus (European hop), 1326 nucleotides. RefSeq lists its product as uncharacterized. The transcript has 6 exons. The coding region runs from base 220 to 897 and encodes 225 amino acids. The record is from RefSeq and is a predicted model, not a curated record. Lineage: Eukaryota; Viridiplantae; Streptophyta; Magnoliopsida; Rosales; Cannabaceae.